Aplosporella prunicola CBS 121167 is the source of this 623-nucleotide messenger RNA. RefSeq lists its product as uncharacterized. The record is from RefSeq and is a predicted model, not a curated record. Bases 208 to 519 code for a protein of 103 amino acids. NCBI's taxonomy places the organism in Eukaryota, Fungi, Ascomycota, Dothideomycetes, Botryosphaeriales, Aplosporellaceae. The transcript has 2 exons.
CAACCUACCCAACCAACCCAACCACACACAUACACAUACACACCUUCUUCCUGCAGCGGCAGACGCCCACCUCCUCACGCCGCCGCUUCGGCAGGCGGGGGCGGGGCGCGCCGCCACCCUUGUGCCUGCAGCAAGCAGCGUGCGUGUGUGCCUGAGCCUGCAGUGCGUGAGCCCGUCCACCGGUACACGCACAUAAGAUACCUACCUAUGCAUCCACACCGCGCACCGCAUACACACACACAACGUCGCACACGUACACUAUUUCCCCAACCAACGCACACGCGUUCCACUCCAAGUCUUUUCUUUCUUUCGAUAGUCUGUUCUGUUCUGUCUGCCUCUCUGUUCUCUGUCCUCUCUGUGUCUCUCUCAGCUCUCAGCUCUCUCUCUGCUGCUGCCGCCCUGCGUAACAGUAACAACAACGACAACGACAUCAUCAUCAACAACAACAGCAAACUAGGUACUAACUCCCCGCGCGCAAAUUGUGUGCCAGCCAGCCAACCAACCAAACCACCCCAUUAAAUCGCUCAACACCAUCGCUAAAUGUUCGACCAGCCAAAUAUGCAAUCCAGAAACAAAAAAAAAAAAAAAAAAAAAAAAAAAAAAAAAAAAAAAAAAAAAAAAAG